AUGUCCGAGUCGCCUGUUUCCCACUCCUCUGUCCCAUACGGCAACGGCAACGGCACUGCCACUCCAAGCGGCCAGUACAGUAAUGGCCAGGGAGCUGUCAGCGAUCCUGCAGUUCGCAAAAAGCUCAACGGCUAUGUUGGAUUCGCAAAUCUCCCCAACCAGGUCCACCGUAAGAGCGUACGCACUGGCUUCCAGUUCACCGUUAUGGUAGUUGGCGAGUCUGGCCUUGGAAAAUCCACGCUUGUCAACACCCUCUUCAAUACUACCCUUUACCCUCCCAAGGAGUAUCUCCACCCAAGCGCUGAGCGCCCCAAAACCGUUGCUAUUGAGAGCAUCAGUGCUGACAUCGAGGAGAACGGCGUAAGACUCCGCUUGACGGUUGUCGACACCCCCGGGUUCGGUGACUUUGUCAACAAUGACGAUAGCUGGAAGCCGAUUGUGGAAAACAUUGAAGCUCGCUUCGACGCGUAUCUGGAGCAAGAAAACCGUGUCAAUCGCCAAAAGAUGGUUGACAACCGCGUUCACGCUUGUAUCUAUUUCAUCCAGCCUUCUGGCCAUUCGCUCAAGCAAAUUGACAUCGAGUUUAUGCGUCGCCUACACACCAAGGUCAAUUUGAUCCCUGUAAUUGCCAAGUCGGACACUCUCACCGAUGAGGAGAUAAUCCAAUUCAAGCAGAGGAUCCUGAAUGAUAUCGCGCAUCACCAAAUUCGUAUUUUCCAGGCUCCAGUCUAUGAGAAUGAGGAUGAAGAGACAAUUGCCGAAAACGAAGAAAUCGCGGGUAAAAUUCCGUUUGCCAUUGUCGGGUCUUAUAAGCAGGUCGAGACCCCUGACGGGCGGGCUGUCCGGGGUCGCGUUUAUCCAUGGGGUGUGAUCGAAGUCGACAACGAGGAUCACUGCGACUUUGUCAAGUUGCGUCAGAUGCUUAUCCGAACCUACAUGGAAGAGCUCCGUGAACACACGAACCUUGUUCUGUACGAGAACUAUCGUAGCGACAAAUUGUUGGCUAUGGGCGUUACCCAGGAUCACUCGGUCUUCAAAGAGAUCAACCCGGCAGCCAAGGUUGCGGAAGAGCGCACACUUCAUGAAGCCAAGCUUGCCAAGAUGGAGGCGGAGAUGAAGAUGGUGUUCCAGCAAAAGGUGCAAGAGAAGGAGGCCAAGCUUAAGCAGAGUGAGGAGGAGCUUUAUGCCCGUCACCGGGAGAUGAAGGAGGCCCUUGAGAAACAGAGGAUAGAACUCGAGGACAAGAAGCGUCGAUUGGAGAGUGGCCGACCCCUCACUCCAGAGAAGAACAACACCAAGAAGAAGGGUUUCUUGCGCACUUAA
Messenger RNA from Rhizoctonia solani, 1323 nucleotides. RefSeq names its product cell division control protein 3. The coding region runs from base 1 to 1323 and encodes 440 amino acids. Gene Ontology annotation, molecular function: molecular adaptor activity; GTPase activity; GTP binding. Gene Ontology annotation, biological process: cytoskeleton-dependent cytokinesis. The record is from RefSeq and is a predicted model, not a curated record. The transcript has 8 exons. Gene Ontology annotation, cellular component: microtubule cytoskeleton; cell division site; septin ring. Lineage: Eukaryota; Fungi; Basidiomycota; Agaricomycetes; Cantharellales; Ceratobasidiaceae.